ACUUGCGCAGACAGCUUUCUCUCCUUCAAUCCAUCUCACCUCUUUCGCUAUUUGCUUAUUUUACUUCUUCACGGCUGUCGCUGGUGUGUUCUUGGUUACAUAGCUGUGACGGCCACUCCGUCAUUUCGCUAUGGCACCAACUAUUCCCUCAGCCAAGUUGACUCUGUCUUGUCCCCUCUUCGCGGCCGAUUUCGAUCCGCGCAAUCAUGGCUUUUUGCUCGUGGGAGGCGGUGGAGGUGAAGGACGUAGUGGUGCGCUGUUGGACACUUCAAAACGCAGCGAAAUCUCCGAGGUAGUCGAUAUUGAACUUUCGCGCGACGAGGAUUCGGUUACUUCGCUAGCCGCUGCGCAAGCGAGCGAUGCGUCGGUCAUUGCUCUGGCCGGUAUCAACAGCUCCGUGGCCGAGCAGAAGAGAAACAACAAUCAACAUUUGAGAUCCUUCCAGAUCGACUAUCCCCCGCGAAAAAGAAGAUCGGCGAACACUUCCGGACAAGAGGUAGAGACAGUCAAAGAGCAUCCCCGUCCAGGAAAGUCUACAGCACUUGCGCGCGUAUCAUUGUUCCGGACAAAGGAGUCCAAGGAAUCCAAGGCCGGCUCCGAUACCUAUCAGAGGAUAUUGCGACUAUCCCCAUGGAAAGAUGCAGAUGCUCCCCGAGUAGUCACUCCCACGCCGACCGAGGCUGAUGUCAUUGGGAGGAUUCGCCUGAACAGUGAGGAGGAAGCUGAGGAUGUGGACAUCAUCGAUCUGGAGGACGAUGGGAAAUACAAAGUGGCCUACACAAACGGGAAUGAUGUUUUUAUUUGUGAAAUAUCAUCACAGACAAGGUCAAAUACCUCGCCAGACGUGCGGUGCGUCUACAGCACACCUCUGCCCGAAAAGGGACCGAGGACAAGGCCUAAAUUCCGAGCGCUGCGCUUCCUCUCCCCCACAACGCUGUUGCUUCUGCAGAAUGCACCAAACCGAAGCGGUUGCGAGCUUUUGAUUCUAAAUCUACGGCCGUCUUCGAAAGAUAAGCCUUCCGGGGUCAUUGUAAGGCGCAAGAAGCUGCGCAGAUCAAUCAAGAUUGGGCUAGGUCUGGACACUUGUGGUUUAGGAACGAACCCAGACGGUCAGCAGCAGACUGUUAUUGCGGUGUCUGGUAGCGACCAGUCCAUCGAGGUCUUGACAGUUGAGUUCAGUGCAAGAAAGGGCCACGGCAAACUCCGGUCGUAUACAACCCUACGAGACGUCCACCCGUUCUCGAUGACCAAGAUCUGUUUCUCAAACUUCAUCCCCCCAGCGCACCCCGUCACGCCAGAGACCCCUCCUCAAUACGUCAAGCUGGCCUCGAUCAGCAUGGGCAACACGGUCGUCGUGCACACCUUCCCGCUCGCCCCAUCACCGCCCUCCAGCCGCACCCCGCGGUACGUCCUGGUCAUGCCCGGCGAGUCGGAGAUCUGGACCAACUUCGCCAGCGGCUUUGCCGCCCUGCUCUCCAUUAUCACCGUCUGCGUCCUCCUCCAGGCCUUCACGGAGAUCAGAGGUCUCAUGCCCCCGUACCUGGGGGCCUCCGAGUGGCUUCCCCCGGAUAUCCGCGCGGCCAUUGCGCGCCCGUACCACCCCCUCCCGCCUCACCCUCUCCCAACCGCAUCCGCGCUCUCGGCCCUCACCGAUUCCCCGAAGCAGACCCUCCGAGAUAUCCUUCAUGCCCGUCACGCAGCCGGCGCCAACGAUCCCGAUGCAGCCCCGGACGCUGACGCAACAACCCCAGCUAACUCCGUCUUGGUCCGAUGUCUCCCUGAGUCCAACAACAUCUACAUCGAGAGCUUCGACACUCACUCCUCCCGCUCGUCCUCGUCAACUCCUGAAGAGGUAGAAGAGCAGCCAUCCCGAUCCUGGGAUGACCUCAAUGAGGAGGAGCGUUCUGCCUGGAAGCAACGCUUGAUCGAUGCCGGGUACUGGGCUCUCGAAGAGGGGGAGACGAUCCUCCAAGGUGUAUUGUUCGGCGAAUGUUCCGCCUUUCUGGGAAGCCAAGUGCAAGCUAAGCUUCAGUCUUAGGGGGGGGAUGAAUAUCAAGAGAUUGAUGAUCGUAUUUGGCAUGGCGCAAGAUCAUGAGCUGUGACAUCACGUAUAGUAUGAAAUGUUCGAGUUUGACACAUGACUACAAAUAUAUAUAGACCACUUGGAUGGUUGAAUCCUAACGCACAAAAAUUGCUAUAGAAAUUGGGCAGUACCUAUUUCAAUUCCUGCCAUUCAGCCAGGAAAUUCUCCCGCAAGUGUCGUGGUUUGAUGUGACACUCGUUAUUACGAAAUGCAUACUAUGUCCAUCUGUGGACUUCUUACUCUCCGAGAGAACU
Molecule: messenger RNA, 2337 nt
Organism: Aspergillus novofumigatus IBT 16806
Lineage: Eukaryota; Fungi; Ascomycota; Eurotiomycetes; Eurotiales; Aspergillaceae
Exons: 3
Coding region: 131-2038 (635 amino acids)
Biological process (GO): protein secretion
Cellular component (GO): endoplasmic reticulum membrane
Molecular function (GO): guanyl-nucleotide exchange factor activity; protein binding; GTPase activator activity
Source: RefSeq, a predicted model, not a curated record